Mitosporidium daphniae is the source of this 1383-nucleotide messenger RNA. RefSeq lists its product as uncharacterized. The record is from RefSeq and is a predicted model, not a curated record. Lineage: Eukaryota; Fungi; Microsporidia. The transcript has 2 exons. Bases 1 to 1383 code for a protein of 460 amino acids.
AUGUAUCAUUCUGUUGACAGUGAACUGGAAAAUGAAUAUGAAAUCAGGACGUCUAAUUAUCCUGUCUUUUUAUACAAAUUCGGGCUAUUUCUUUUCCCCUAUAUAGUAUCGAACCCCUUCCAAGUUGCAUUAAUAUUUCAGCAGGUUCAAUAUACUCCCAGCGUCCUUUCGAAAAAGUCAAUCGAUGACAUUUGCCCAUCGCCUCCCUCUGAAGAGCCUUUAGAGACCCGUCUUUUGGAAGCCGAUGCUUAUUGUCAAGAAACCUCACAAAUUGCACCGUCCCCAUUGCCGCUGCCGGUUGAUAGUCUCGGAUAUGUAGAGGCCCCAAAGGAGAAGGUCAUUGGGACGUGUGUGUUAGAAGAUGGGUCUCUUUUAUCUACCGUUAUUGUUGGCUCAAAAGGAAUAACAUCAGUUGAUCUGACCUCCUGUUCUUUGCCGCUGGUUAUGAAAAUUUUAUCGGUCCAUUUUGGCGUGUCUGUUCUUUUCCGAGGCCUUGCCAGCUCUAUUUUUUACUCCUUCUCCAGGUCUUUUUUUAAACGGUCGCUCUCCAUACUAAUAGACUCUUUUCUUUUCGAAAAUUUUUUGUCUCUCACAGAUAUGAACAUUGAGAUUAUUUCAGAGCUCAUUUCCACUGUUUCUUCGUCACUGAUUUUGCUUCCUCUGGAAAUUAGCAAUGUUAGCAGAAUGCCAACCGAGAAAAAGUACAAUUCAAUACUUUCUUGUCUGGCUGGAAUGUACAACGAGGAGGGCGGGAUCUUUUGCUCGGUUUACCGGUAUCUUGGGCUAUCCACAUCCUUGUUCUACUUAUCUUCCUCUGUGUUCGGUAUUUGUAGAAACUUUUUCCUCUCAAAAUUGAUAUCAGUCUUCCUUGCAGAAGAUGCUAACAUUUCAUCAUGGGUUACUUUGGCAGUAUCGAUCUGUCUUCCCUUCCUGCUGGAUGGUGUUCAAGUAGCGAUAUUUCAGCCCUUUCAUAUUUCAAGAUUAAGGCUUAUGGCGCAAUUCAGACCUCCUCAAAAUAAACUGUUUGUUGAGAACAACCGCUCUUCUACUGCGGGCGCCUCGUUGAUGCCAUUUUACUACUGGUCCGGAAUUUCGCCCUCAUCGAACGCAGAACCAAUUCUAGUUAGAAGAUUAUCCGUAGUUCGUCCAUUUAUCGUUGGCACAUAUUUGUCUCCGAAGCCUUAUCAUGGUCUUUGGGAUACCAUAUUCCGGAUUUACAACGAGGAAGGCCUGAAAGCCUUGUAUUCUGGCUGGCGCUAUCGCUUGUUUGCCCUUUCAUUUAGAACCUUGACGUCUUUAAUUUCGAUCGAAUAUGAUGAUGACGAGCAUGCCGAUUACGAGCAGUACAAUGCAGACCUUGUUGGAGACCAUGACGGUGUCUAG